CAACCACUGAUCUGGUAUCCUCCAAUAAUUCUUCAGCAUCACAGCCUGACUGAGGAACAGCCAGCGUGAGCAAUGCGUCGCUGAUCUUUGCACAUAGGCUGUACCUUGUGGGAGGGGAAGAAAAUCCGUCAGAUGGAGGGGUAAGAAUCACAGCUCGCAACCCUAACACCAAAAAUAAAGGCAGGAUGUCAAUUUGGGAACAAGACUCAGCGAAUAUUAUUUUGCAUCAGAAGGUAUUUUUGGGGGGCGAAAAUUGAAGACCAUUUCUGACGACUUGACUGAUUAUCGCAAGGUCCAGUGUGACCCAGAAAAUCAAGCAUCAUCUGGCACCUAGAAACUAUUUUUUUUUGCCGGAUCGGGGUAAGAUUUGCAGCACCGGCAAUGUUGCCAGCUCAGGAGGCAGCUAAAAUUUACCACACCAAUUAUGUGAGGAACUCAAGAGCGAUCGGCGUACUCUGGGCUAUUUUCACCAUUUGUUUUGCCAUAGUGAAUGUAGUGUGCUUCAUCCAGCCUUACUGGAUCGGAGAUGGGGUGGACACUCCACAAGCCGGUUACUUCGGGCUUUUCCAUUAUUGCAUCGGCAACGGGCUUUCCCGGGAGCUGACCUGUCGCGGCAGCUUCACUGACUUCUCCACCAUUGCUUCCGGAGCUUUCAAAGCCGCCUCUUUCUUCAUCGCGAUGUCCAUGGCGCUCAUUAUGGGCUGCAUCGCCUGCUUCGUCCUCUUCUUCUUCUGUAACACGGCCACCGUCUACAAAAUCUGCGGCUGGGUCCAACUUACAUCUGCUGCCUGCUUGAUCUUGGGCUGCAUGAUUUUCCCAGAUGGCUGGGAUUCAGAUGAAGUAAAGCGCAUGUGUGGUGAGAAAACAGACAAGUAUAUACUUGGUGCCUGCUCUGUUCGCUGGGCCUACAUUCUGGCUAUUAUUGGAAUCUUAGAUGCGCUCAUUCUUUCAUUUCUGGCAUUUGUCCUCGGCAACCGACAAGAUGGCUUAUUGCCAGAGGACUUCAAAGUGGAUACCAAAGAUGAUGGAAAUGCUUAAUAUACAAUGAGUACUAGAAGGUAAAUGCUCAUUUUAUUAAUACCACAUUCAAAAAAGGAAGCUCUCCUGGAGAAUUUUCUGCUUUUCCUGUAAAAAGAAGUUUGAACACCAAACUGUUAGAAGAACAAGAUAUGAACUGUGGAUUUGCAAGAGUACCGAUGUUUGUGUACCACUGGAAGUUACAUUUGCUUUCCAUUGCGCUACAUGGAGUCUGAUCAAGAUGCAUUUUGCAGAGAAACUUCCUUCCAAAGGAAAAAGAGAAUGCAUAUCCAACUUCCUCAGAUUGCUUCUCUUAGGUGAACAGUUCAGCUGUACUGUGAACGUUUUGUACUACGUAUACAGCAAUACAGCAGCUGACAGCUUUAAAAUCCAGAGUUGUCUCCUUUGCAGUGACAGUAUUAUGUAUUCGUUCUUAAUAGAAACAGGAAUUUUGUAGAGUAGUAGAUGGUCAGUAUUAAUUUCAUCCUGUCAUUACAUAAGCUAUUGACUUGUAUAUCAAAAUGUACAUAUUAUUCACAAAAAUGUUAACUGGUUAGAGGUAACUGAAAAUCAUGGCUCAUUUAUCAUUAAUAUUUCUGGAACUAUUGUCAACUGUCAUUGGUUUGUCUAUUCCUUAUUCUUGAAUGUUUCCUAACAAGUACCAACUUACUUGAAAAGAUCAGCCUACUUUACUGUAUUCAAUCAUAAAUAAGCAUUACUGGAACUGUGAUGCCAAUUGACAAGUAAGGCAUUUUGCAAUUUGCACAAUUAAAAUGGCUACAUUCAAGUAAGUUAUCCACAAUAGUGGAUCAAUUUUAGUGUAUUUCAACUGUGAAGCUAUGCGCAGCUUCUGUAAGUACAGUACAUCAUUUGCAAUAUUACAUUGAAAGAUUUUGUAGAUUAAACACAGGAGUUUCCUCAA
Stegostoma tigrinum is the source of this 1939-nucleotide messenger RNA. RefSeq names its product LHFPL tetraspan subfamily member 3 (gene lhfpl3). Gene Ontology annotation, cellular component: plasma membrane. Gene Ontology annotation, biological process: sensory perception of sound. The record is from RefSeq and is a predicted model, not a curated record. The coding region runs from base 382 to 1038 and encodes 218 amino acids. The transcript is spliced from 4 exons. Lineage: Eukaryota; Metazoa; Chordata; Chondrichthyes; Orectolobiformes; Stegostomatidae.